Haliaeetus leucocephalus (bald eagle) is the source of this 639-nucleotide messenger RNA. RefSeq names its product ankyrin repeat domain 66 (gene ANKRD66). Lineage: Eukaryota; Metazoa; Chordata; Aves; Accipitriformes; Accipitridae. Gene Ontology annotation, molecular function: protein binding. The coding region runs from base 31 to 639 and encodes 202 amino acids. The record is from RefSeq and is a predicted model, not a curated record. The transcript has 4 exons.
GGCUCCAGGUCCCUCCAUAAAAAAUGCACCAUGACAGAGCUCCAUGAAGCCGUGGCUUUGGGGGACUAUGACCUGGUGGAUGAGAUUUUGAGGACAGGGCGCUGCGACCCAAAUCACAAGGAUGUCGACUGGCAUGACAGGACCCCGCUGCACUGGGCUGCUGCAAAAGGGCAAUCGGAGCUGGUCAAGCUCCUCGUGGAUCACGGCGCCCGGCACUGCCUGCGGAGCGACGUGGGCUGGACUGCGGCUCACUUCGCUGCCGAGUCGGGGAGACUGGGUGUGCUUCGCACCCUUCAUUCCCUGCACGCUGCCAUGGACGCGGCCGACCUCUUUGGCGACACUCCUAAGAGGCUUGCGGAAAUCUACGGUCACCGAGACUGCUCCAGGUUCUUAGAAAUAGCAGAGGUGGAGAGCAGAAACUAUCGCAGGACAGCUGCAAUGAAAGGAAUCCCCUUAGACCAGAGAGAUGAAGACUGGGAACUCAAGAAAGAAGAGCUUGAGAGAAACCCACCGUGUUCUUGGGAGAACUACGCAUCCUCCGCUCCAAAGAAAAAUCGAAAAAAAAGGGGGAAGCAGGAGUGUGCCCUACCUAUUUCGUGCCGCCAACAACUUGCAAUGCAGAGCAAAGACACUGGCUGA